ACCACAGCACUGACAUAAGCGCGUUACGUCAUGAGGAAACACGAUGUAAACAAAGUGAGACGGAUCAAUAACCUGGGUUAUUCCUUCUGAUUGUUUGUUGUUUAGCUCUAAUUUACGUCGUUUUCUCUGCGUGAGCGUUAGCCGUCUGGAGCUAACGUCAGCUAGCUGCCAGCCCGUUAGCUCCUCUGACCAUCAUGGAUGAUAACAAGAUGGUGGGCGGUAAAGUGAAGAAACCGGGCAAACGCGGCCGCAAACCCGCCAAGAUCGACCUGAAGGCCAAGCUAGAGCGGAGCCGCCAGAGCGCCCGAGAGUGUCGCGCCCGGAAGAAGCUGAGGUACCAGUACCUGGAGGAGCUGGUGUCCAGUAAGGAGCGAGCCAUCUGUGCUCUGCGGGAGGAGCUGGAGAUGUAUAAACAGUGGUGUUCCGCCAUGGAUCAGGGGAAGAUCCCGUCGGAAAUCAAAGCUCUUCUGACAGGAGACGAGCAAAAACCGCCUCAGGGCGGCGGCAUCAAGGUGUCCAAGAACAACAAGAACAACAACAACGCCAGCACCAAUGGUCAGAGUUAGAGCGACUGCAGAGCGUCGCCGCGCCAGAGAGAGAGAGAGAGAGAGAGCGCCUCGCUUGUGACGGACGUUAAAGACGAGGAGCGUCAAUCAUCCCCACACACGCACACACGACACUGUCGUACGUCCCGACAACAGAAAAUAUCUCUGUUAGUCUCGAGAAUCUAAAGUUCCAAGAACUUACGGGGGAAGAAAAGUUCUGUAAAACAUCAGAAUUAGGUCAAUUAUUGACGGUCACUGAGUUUAGUGAAAGAAUCUGAUGAGUCACUGUUUUUACUGUCACAGAAUGAUUUAAAUUAAUCACUAAAGAAUUUUCAGACGCAAACGAGUCACAAUUUGAAAAAUUCAAGCGAGACUUGUUUGGUAAGUCACAUGACCAAUGAAUGUCUAAGGAGGAAACAAGUGUGUGUGUGUGUGUGUGUGUGAAGUGUUUGACUGACACUGUGAAGGUCAAAGGUCAGAGCAGCAGAGUCCAGAUAUGACUCUGAUUGUAUUUUUU
Solea senegalensis (Senegalese sole) is the source of this 1062-nucleotide messenger RNA. RefSeq names its product cAMP responsive element binding protein-like 2 (gene crebl2). NCBI's taxonomy places the organism in Eukaryota, Metazoa, Chordata, Actinopteri, Pleuronectiformes, Soleidae. The coding region runs from base 195 to 566 and encodes 123 amino acids. Gene Ontology annotation, biological process: regulation of DNA-templated transcription. The record is from RefSeq and is a predicted model, not a curated record. Gene Ontology annotation, molecular function: DNA-binding transcription factor activity. Gene Ontology annotation, cellular component: nucleus. The transcript has 3 exons.